Exophiala viscosa is the source of this 1809-nucleotide messenger RNA. Its product is annotated as fungal trichothecene efflux pump. Gene Ontology annotation, biological process: transmembrane transport. The record is from RefSeq and is a predicted model, not a curated record. The transcript is spliced from 5 exons. Gene Ontology annotation, molecular function: transmembrane transporter activity. Bases 1 to 1809 code for a protein of 602 amino acids. Lineage: Eukaryota; Fungi; Ascomycota; Eurotiomycetes; Chaetothyriales; Herpotrichiellaceae. Gene Ontology annotation, cellular component: plasma membrane.
AUGGAUAACACAACGCAGGAGAAGAUCCACGAUGUCAGAAUUGAAGACUCCUCGCAACCGGGACUCGCUGGACCUACCGACAAAAUCCAGCAUUCAGAAGAGCAUGUGCCGGCCGAGCUCAUCAAUGGCGUACCAUACUGGCGCACCAAGCUUUUCCUGGGAUCCUUCUGGGCCAUUGGCUUCGGUCUCCUUGCCUGUUAUGCAGGCUUUGCAAUGCCCGCAAACACCCUGGGAUUAAUUGACGCCGACAUCGGUCCAAGUCCCAACAUAAAUUGGGUUGCCCUCGUGUGGACAUUGACUGUCGCUGUGGGUUAUACUCUUGUCGGACGUCUCAGCGACAUUUUUGGUCGACGAUAUUUCUUUAUCGGCGGUGCUGUGCUUGGUUUAAUUGGAAGCAUUGUCGCGGCCACUGCGAAGAACGUCAAUGCAUUGAUUGGUGCCACCGUGCUUCUCGGGUUGGCCGCUUCAUCCCAGAUCUCUUUCACCUACGUGACUGGCGAGCUCGUCCCGGUCAGACAUCGAUUCAUCGUCAACGGCCUGAUCAAUUUCGUGAACAUGCCCGUUGGCGUUUUCGGCCCAGUCAUAGCAAGGUCUUUGAUUCUGCACACAUCUGCCGGAUGGCGCUGGAACUACUACAUAUGCAUUAUACUGAAUACUUUGUCUCUCAUCCUGUGGACACUCUUCUACUUCCCACCAGAUUUUGCCCACCUUCACAAGGUCCGUUCUCGCUGGCAAGAGAUCAAAAGCAUCGACUACGUCGGCGUUUGCCUAUUCACAGGCGGCCUACUUCUUUUCUUGAUGGGUCUGUCCUGGGGAGGUAGUCAAUAUCCUUGGAGGUCUGCCCACGUCAUCGCAUGCAUCGUCGUCGGAUUCGCGACUAUAGUGGCCUUCAUCCUGUACGAGACGUACUCCGGGGUUUAUCGUCCGUUGGUACCAAUGCACAUCUUCAGAGAUUUUCAAUACGAUGCCAUUGUCAUCCUCACAACAGUUGGUGGCAUGAUCUAUUACUCCAUGACCGUGAUCUACCCGACCGCUCUUACGGUCCUGUAUACAACCGAUACAAUGAAGGUCGGCUGGCUCUCUUGCGCCGUAGGUGGUGGAACCCUUUCUGGGCAAGUCAUUGGCGGCCUCAUCGCGAUGCGCAUUGGCCACAUCAAGUACCAAAUGAUCUUCGCGGCAACUAUCAUGUCGGUCUUCAUCGGAGCAUUAGCUGCUCAGACCAAAGAAACCGUACACUUGUCUUCCGCCUUUGCAACCUUAGGAUGCUUCGGUCUCGGCUAUGUCGAGAUCCUGGCAGCCACCGCGGCCACUUUCGUGAUCAAGAAUCAAAAACAAAUGGGCACGCCGAACGGAAUCUUCGGAAGUAUCCGAAGUGCCGGCGGAGUCCUCGCAACCACGAUCUACCUGACUAUUUUAUCCAAUACCAUGACCAAGAACACCACAACAAUUGUCAUUCCCGCCCUGGUCAAGGCUGGCUUACCCAAGACAUCUUUGGCCGCAUUCCUUGUGGCCCUCAACAGCGGUGUCGCCUCAGCAAUCGAGGCCGUUCCCGGGGUAAAUGCAAAGAUUAUCCUGGCCGGCUCGGAGGCAUUGGUGGCUGCCUACACGGAUGCAUUCCAGAAAGUAUUCCUCGCCAGCAUCGCAUUCGGUACUUGCUCCGUCGCGGCCGCUUGCGUGCUCAAACCCUUCACCAAGGAGGAACUCUCCGGUGCUAUCGUCUUUCACUUGGGUAAGGAAGCCGUCCACAACCGAGGUGACGGAGCCGUGGAAGCGCAUGCGGCUGAAAGUGAAGAAGCGCCGCUCGAUUAA